GCCGGUCAAUCUCCUUCAUUUCACCCAUUCCUUUCACAUCACUCUCAACAUUCCAUUCGAAGCCUGACAGAAUGCCAGCCUUCCCCAUCUCUGAUCCCCCGGCUCAACCACUAGUCCCCUACCAGGACAUGGAGGACACCGGCCUCCCCUUCGCAACGGCCCUCCAGCGCCUUCACUCCACUCUAACCAAAUCCCUCGUCUUCUUCAACCAGCUAAACCACAGCUUCAACCAAGACACCAAGACCGUCAGCAACUAUGCCAAAACUCCGGUCCUGGACCAGAUCUGGAAAGCGAAAGUUGCUGCCGCCAGGCAUGGACUUCCUCAGCAGCAGUCGCCCGAAAGUACCUGGCAGAAACACAAAGCUACCCUGAAGGCCAAGAUCAUGGGCAGCGAUGGCAGCGGUAACAGCUAUGUCAACCCAAGUGCAGUCUCCACCGGCUUCCAUGACUACAUCAAACGCAUCGAGAAAGACCUCUUCGAGACGAUCCAUGCUCGCUGGCCGCGUGGAAUCAAAACAGACCUUGAACACGAGAUGACGUUUAACAUUGCGCUUAUCUGUCUGAGUUAUAUGUACCACCGUAUGGCCGAGUUUGCGAGCUAUCUGCAGAGGGUCGACAAGGAGAUCCAGCACAGUCAUUCUGUGUUCCGGAGUUUUGUGAGGGAUGCGGAGUUGUUGCAGAUAUCGUUGGAGCAGAACUGGGAGUUCUGGCAGUAUUGAUUUCUGUUUUGUUUUUGCUUUCUUGUGAUUUUGUUCGGUUGAUUUGAAUGUUAUUUGGAUUGAUAGGUUCGACGUUCAUAGAGGCAAUAGAAGUUUCAAAGUUG
Aspergillus glaucus CBS 516.65 is the source of this 823-nucleotide messenger RNA. RefSeq lists its product as uncharacterized. Lineage: Eukaryota; Fungi; Ascomycota; Eurotiomycetes; Eurotiales; Aspergillaceae. The record is from RefSeq and is a predicted model, not a curated record. Bases 72 to 719 code for a protein of 215 amino acids. The transcript has a single exon.